AGAACGUGUGUAUAAUCAAGAUGGGCGGGGCAGACCUGAGGACUAGGGUUUAAAGUAGGAUGUGUCAUGCUGUCGCCAAGCAGACGACGUAUCAAUCAACAUGAUUCCCAUUGUUCUGGCCUCAGUGCUCAUCGCUAGCGCCUUCGGGUGCGGCACCCCUCCUAUUGAGCCUCUGACCACCCGUGUGGUCAAUGGAGUGGACGCCAAGCCUCACAGCUGGCCCUGGCAGAUCUCUCUGCAGUAUGAGAGGGACGGUGAGUGGAGACACACCUGUGGAGGAUCUCUGAUUGCCACCAACUGGGUCAUGACCGCUGCGCACUGUAUCAACCUCAACCUGUCCUACAGAGUAUUCGUUGGAAAGCACAACCUGGUUGAGACUGAGGAAGGCUCCCAGGCCAUCAUCCCUGAGAAGCUUGUUGUCCAUGAGAAGUGGAACCCCAUCUUUGUGGCCUUCGGAAAUGACAUUGCCCUGAUCAAGUUGUCUGAGCAUGUGACCUUGACUGACCAUGUGCAGCUUGGCUGUAUCCCUGCUGCUGGCACUGUGUUGGACAACCAGUACCCCUGUUACAUCACUGGCUGGGGAAGGGUCUACACCGGAGGCCCCAUUGCUGAUAACCUGCAGCAGGCUCUGAUGCCUGUGGUGGACCACGCCACCUGCUCCAAGCCCGACUGGUGGGGCAUUGCUCUCAGGACCACCAUGGUGUGUGCCGGAGGAGAUGGCAUUGUCGCUGGCUGCAACGGUGACUCUGGUGGGCCCCUGAACUGCAAGAACCCAGAGGGAGUAUGGGAGGUCCAUGGUAUUGCCAGCUUUGUUUCUGGUCUGGGCUGCAACUACGCGAAGAAGCCCACCGUCUUCACCCGCGUCUCCAACUUCAAUGACUGGAUCGACCAGGCUAUGAUGAGCAACUAGAGUGGAGCAGAAUGGGGAAUUGAGUCCAAUAAAAAAGGACUCAGCAAAAUGGCUUUGUGAUGUAUUUUAUGUUCAUGCCACAAGAUGUCCUCAGUCACUCAAGAUAAAGAGAAGGGAUUUCCAUAAGAUGUUUCCUUUGUUGGAGUUCUAUCUAUACAUGUAUCUCCAUACAUUCAGUACUUGAUCAAUCAUUUUGCCAUUCUGAUUUGUCAUGCCGUGUACCUAAUAUUUGCUAAUAGGAGCGUUUUGAGACAUUCUACUUGAGAAUGUGUGAGGAUGAUAUCCUUCCAAUAAAAUGUGGUCUUAUUUUUA
Messenger RNA from Oncorhynchus gorbuscha (pink salmon), 1222 nucleotides. RefSeq names its product elastase 3 like (gene ela3l). Gene Ontology annotation, molecular function: serine-type endopeptidase activity. Gene Ontology annotation, biological process: proteolysis. The record is from RefSeq and is a predicted model, not a curated record. The coding region runs from base 101 to 910 and encodes 269 amino acids. Lineage: Eukaryota; Metazoa; Chordata; Actinopteri; Salmoniformes; Salmonidae. The transcript has 8 exons.